AUGUCGUCAACAAGCUCUGAUCGGCGCGAGAGUCGCGCGAUUAUGGAUUUCAACAUAUCGAAGACGGUGUGCGCACUGCUGGCUCUCAGCAGCCUUGCCUCCGGACGCCAACGUGAUCAACUCGACUAUAUCAUCGUGGGCGGUGGCAUAGCCGGGUUGGUUGUCGCAGAGGAGCUGUCACAGAACCCCAAUGUUAGCGUGACGCUUCUGGAAGCUGGACCAGACGGCACUAAGGGCCUGUUCAAUAACAUAUGGACCAACCUGCGACAGGUUAGUCGACAUGUUCUGCGGCAUACGAAAUUUGCGCCAAACGGCGUAUGUCGUACUCUCUUAACCCUCGCAGGUUUCCGGUCGUGCUAG
Sphaerulina musiva SO2202 is the source of this 360-nucleotide messenger RNA. RefSeq lists its product as uncharacterized. The record is from RefSeq and is a predicted model, not a curated record. The transcript has 2 exons. Gene Ontology annotation, molecular function: oxidoreductase activity; flavin adenine dinucleotide binding. The coding region runs from base 1 to 360 and encodes 119 amino acids. NCBI's taxonomy places the organism in Eukaryota, Fungi, Ascomycota, Dothideomycetes, Mycosphaerellales, Mycosphaerellaceae.